AUUCAAAUAAAUGCUCUAUCAGAGUGCAUUUUCAAUUUCAUACCUUUGAUCAAGUUUGGAGCACAAAUUCAGGUGUCACUCUGCUUAUAUUUCCUACUUCAACAAAGCUUCAACAGGUGGGCGUUUGGCAAAUAUUGGGAUCGGAAUUAAUGAUUCCUAUCUGAACUAGGCGUCUCUGUAUGACAAUAUUUGGAAUACGAUUCAACAGGUGGGCGUUUUUGCAAAUAUUCCGGGCCGGCGGCGUGGCGCCCUCCGGGCAAGGUCGCUCGGCCCCCAGCGACGGCGACCGCCGCUAGCCCCGCCACCAGGAAUCUGGCCUCGCCUCUGUCAGAUCCACGCCCCCAGCUUCCGUCUCCAGCGGGCACCUCGAUGGAAGGCCGCCCCCAACUGCUCUUCCGCGGCAGCACCGGGCGCGCCGAGGCCUAAGAGCGCGGUGCCGAGAGCCGCAGAGACGGACGGCGACGGAGCGAAACGGCACUCACCUACAGGAUACAGGACGGUAAGGUGGCGCCGCAGCUGCCGGCGAGCGGCUCUGUCGUCGCCCCGCAAUGACCGGCGGCCUCCCGACUGGACUCCGGAAAUAGCUUUAUGCCAACUGCGCUGGAUGUGGAGGAUCGCCUCUGCAGGAUCCUGCUCCGGGCACUGGUCAUUGUCGAUGAGGCCAUGGGAUGGCAGAUCACAAACCAAUGCUCCAGCAGCUGGACAUGCUCAGAAAAGCAAUGAACCGAGGUUAUUACAUCCUCGACGCCUUCAGGUACCAAUCUGGCAAGAAAGAGGAGGCCAGAGGUCAUGUCCUGAGUCACACUUUUUCUGAGUCAAAUGUAAAUGCUCUACUAGGUUUGUGAUAUCACGUGUAAAGGCAAAAGGAGUUGCUAGGGUCGAAGAUGAGAUAUCGCGUGUAAGGACUUGGACCAACCUUUCGCACAUGACUUGGACUGGCAGUGAUAUAUGUUUUUAACCUUGGAUUUUAAUUGGAUUUAUCUAUAAGGAUUUGGAUUCUAGUCCAUUGCCACGUCUAUUUGUGCAUUGUAGAUCAACUACCAUUUUGACUCGGGACCUGUAGUGGAAAAGGGUGGUGCAGCAUGUGCCUUCCACUAUGCUGAAGCUGAAGUAAUGGGAAAGGGGCGUUCAUAGAUGGUGAUGGCUAUUGCCUCCGCAUCACUAAGGUUGGAGAAGUCAAGAUGUAUCUUUUUCUCAGUGGCAGGUUUGAGAAGUCAGAAGAUGUACCUUUUCUCAGCAGGUUCCUGUUUUGUUUUUCGAUAUAAAUUCAGCUGGCAGCUUGGUCACAUGCAAAUAAUUAAGUAGCCAUAGGUGGCUUGAACUACUGGAGCGAACUGACUUCGGCCUGCUGCGUUAGAACUCUGCUGCCUUGACUUGACCAAGUCAGAAGGUGUACCAAGUUAGAAUCUGAAACAUUUCGGAUCAACUGGGAAAAACUCUUAGCUCCUCCAAACAACACCUUUAACUUCCCUUGGUUCAUCCACACCCAUAUCCUCAUGAUAAGAGCAAGAGUACAGAAAUGGACACAAUAAUUUCUGUAGUCCUUGGUGAGGUGAUCACUAGAUCCAUAAAAUUCUUCAUCAGCAAAAGCUCCAAGCCGAAGGUGUCAGAUGUCGAGGACAGGCUGCAAAGGGUUCUCCUUCGGGCACAGGUCAUCAUCGACGAGGCUACAGGACGACACAUCACCAACCAAGCUAUGUUGCAGCAGCUGGGCAUGCUGAGAGAUGCCAUGUACCAAGGCAACUACUUAUUUGACAUUUCCAGAUACCAAUCUCAAGAUGUGGAGGACACCAAGGAUCCAGUUGUGAGUUAUUCUCUGUCUCUGUGCAGUGUAAGUUCCCGUAGAGGAAUAUCUCCUUCCAAUAGGAAGACAGAGCUUUUGGAACAAUUGCAACAUGCUGUUGACAAUUUGAGCUCUAUGAUACUUGAUGUGAAAGAACUGGUUGGGUUCUUGAUGAGCUACCCUCGGCUGUACCGCCAGCCUUAUAGCGUGCAUCUGCUGCUGAGCAACUGCAUGUUUGGCCGGCAGAUGGAAUCACAUCUUGUUAUUAGCUUCCUGUUGAAUACAGAACCUCAUGGUUCUGAAGAAUUAGAGGUCCUGCCAAUUUUUGGUCCAUGCCAUGUCGGCAAGAGCACCCUUGUCUCUCAUGUUUGCAAGGAUGAAAGAGUCCGUGAUCAUUUCUCUGAAAUUCUUUUAUUGAGUGGCCAUGAUUUUACAAAUUAUGACCUUCUUACACUCAGAAAAAGAUGUGCAGUAGAACAUCAAAAAAAUGUGUUGAAUACAAACAAAGAUAGGAGGUUGCUUGUUGUUGAAUUAGAUGGUGAUGUUCAUGAAGAUGCUUGGAAUAAGUUGUUCUCUUCUUAUAAACAAUGGGUGCCAAGGCAUAGUAAAAUCAUAGUCACAAGCCGAUCAGGCGAGGUCAUCAAGUUUGGAACAACACCACCUCUACAUCUGAAGUAUCUAUCUCAUGAAGCAUACUGGUAUUUCUUUAAGACACUUACAUUUGGAUGCAUGGACCCCAAGAUGCAACCAAGGUUUGCUCAUGUGGCCAUGGAGAUUGCUAGGUUGCUGAGUGGAUCUUUCAUUUGUGCAAACUACACUGCUUCUUUGUUGAGGAACAACUUUGACAUCCACUUUUGGUGCAAGGUUCUAACGUUCUUAAGGCAGUUCAUCCACGAAAAUAGCUCCAAAUUUGGUCGCCAUCCAUAUGAUCUAAUAAGCCAGAAUAAACCUGUACGGUUUUGGAGAAUGGCCAUACCAUCUGAAGAUGUUGUCCCUUAUGCUCCGUAUCAACGCUCUUCACAUGAGGAGGUCCCAGAUAUAACAAUCCAAGAUGUGUUGUAUGGAAACAGUAAGCUUCAUGGGAAAUUUGAGGUCCUAUCAUGGAGGUCUCAGAUCCCACCUUACUAUAGCUAUGUUCUCUCUUGUGAGAUUCGAAAGAAAAAAACUGCAGGUACCAAGAGGAAGCGUUCUAAAAACUAAAUAAAAGUUGAAACAGAUUUGUUGAAUAUUUUCUGUUGUGGGGCUUAAUUAUGCGGUGAAACAUCUGAGUAUCUUUUGAUAGGGUGUCACAUGCAAGCUAACUGUACUACUGCUAAAGGUUGUAACUGUAUUACUGUUCUAUGAC
Sorghum bicolor (sorghum) is the source of this 3128-nucleotide messenger RNA. Its product is annotated as disease resistance protein RGA2. The record is from RefSeq and is a predicted model, not a curated record. Gene Ontology annotation, molecular function: ADP binding. The transcript has 2 exons. NCBI's taxonomy places the organism in Eukaryota, Viridiplantae, Streptophyta, Magnoliopsida, Poales, Poaceae. The coding region runs from base 1520 to 2983 and encodes 487 amino acids.